Messenger RNA from Fundulus heteroclitus (mummichog), 772 nucleotides. RefSeq names its product P-selectin-like. Lineage: Eukaryota; Metazoa; Chordata; Actinopteri; Cyprinodontiformes; Fundulidae. The record is from RefSeq and is a predicted model, not a curated record. The annotation marks the transcript as partial. The transcript has 4 exons.
AGACGUGGGACUAGGUGGACGUCUGGGAGGAUUUAUUAACAACGGAUCGUUUUUUCGAAGCUUCUCUCUUGUGGACCAAACUCUUCUCAUUCAGCUCUCAGUCAUGAAGAAUCGUGGACUCUCCCUCCUGAUGGUCGCAGGUCUCCUGUCCGUCGUCGAUCUUCAGUCGGAUCAAACCAUUCAGCAGUUCCGCUACGUUGGCCUGAUGAAGAACUGGAACGAUGCUCAGGCCUACUGCAGGGAGAGGUUCUCUGACCUCGCCACCAUCCAGAACCCUGCCAACAACACUGAAGCCCGGCGGGCGGCAGGAAGCUCCAAGUUCUGGAUCGGACUCUUCAACGGCACCUGGAAGUGGUCCCAGGAUGAAAACGAGCUUAUUCCCACCAGCAGUUCGUACUCCAACUGGAACUUCGGCGAGCCGCAGGACUGGCAGUGCGUGCUGAUGAGUAAAAGCGGGUACUGGUUCUCCAAGGACUGUGGAGAACUGCAUGAGUUUCUGUGCUAUGAUGCUCCGUUAUUACGUAACGUCCUGGUGAAGCAGAAGAUGAGCUGGUCGGAUGCCCAGUCUUACUGCAGGUCCACAUACACAGACCUGAGCUCCAUCAGAUCUUCUAUAGAGAACACCGCGAUGUAUGUUAUACUCUGGGGUCUUCCAUUUGGAUCUUCCUCAUGGAUUGGUCUGCACAGAUCUGACUGGGUCUGGUCAGAUGGCAGCAUCUCCUCCUACACGGCUUUGGGCCUCCAGCGGUCUCCAGAGCAGGCGAACUGCGUC